AUGCACAAUGAUACCUCACCAUCCACCGCCGAAGCCCGGCGGCUCAAGAAGCGAGAGCUCGAUCGCAAAGCCCAAAGAUUAGCCCGUGAGAGGACGAAAAGUAGAAUUGCGCAGCUAGAGAGUAUGGUGGACAAUCUACGGCAGAGCGACUCGAAUGCACAGGUGUCCACGUUAAUUGACGAGUUGGAGAAAGUCACAAAGGAAAGGGACAAUCUAUUACAAGUGCUCGAUUCUCUAGGCUCGACAAUUCGUCGUCAUCUUGGCGACUCAAACACCAGCGAGGCAUCAAACGACAUCAAAUCGGAAGCUUCAUCACACACCACACCCAGAGCUGAUGGACAAGCGGAACCGAGUAGCUCGACAGUCCCAAUUGAUGUAUCUUCAGAGACAAGUGGCUCUUCAAUAAUGGAACUCCCCAUGGACGCUCCCCCGACGAAUCCCUUCGCCUACAACAGCUGGUCGUAUCCUGUCAGCAACGGCCCAUAUCCGACCCCCAUGGCCUUUGACAGCUCUAUCCUCCCACCACCAGGUCACGACUUCAUGACCAUUCAGCCUCUCCUGCCAAGCCUUCCAACUCCCGCCCCCGAAGACAACGAUGUCAUAGUCCCCAAAGCCUCAGUCUUGUGCCACUGUUCGAGCCCCACGAAUUGCACGUCCAACUACCAUGGCGUAAAACCCAACAUUUGGCGUGCAAUCAACGAAACACUACAGAAGCCCACCAAACUAUCACCUGAAGAGAUGGCUGUGGAAGAAUAUAACGCUGAAGAUAUACCGAUACGAGCUAUCGUCGAAGGAUGGGACAGUCUGGAGAGGGCGGGGAGAUUGACGCCGACGUGGCGAAAGUUACGGGUGGCGGACGAGAUGUGUUUUGCAAAUUGUGGCAAUACUGAGCGUCUAGCUUCCUUGAGAAUUUGCCAUAUGCUCAUCAUGUACCAUGGGGACCCAACUUUAGCUCGCCGAUCUACGUUGCCCAGGUGGUACUUGAAUAGGCCUUCACAAGCUCUACCUCAUACUUAUGGUAUUGACUUCUUCGUCUGGCCCGGUUUACGUGAACGUCUCAUCUUCUCACAACAUCACUACUGCGCCAACACAUUCUGGGACGUACUGCAGCCUAAUUUCAAGAUUCUAUGGCCAGACACCUUCCAAGACACAUUUUUCCACAACACCCAAACCGGAAAGUAUCACAUAUCACCAAUAUUUGAAGAGCGUAUUAGAGACAUCAACGCUUGGACGAUGUCGACGGACUUCUUUACACAUUUCCCUGAACUAGUCGAGGACAUCCCAGCCUUUAUGGGAAUCCCGGCAUCGAUGUCAAGAGCAGAAACUGCGAUCGUGCCUUCGCGUCAACGGCAGAGGCGGGAUGAUGAUGAGGACAAGGCAUAUAGAGGGCAGAGAGCACCUAUCUGUUGA
Messenger RNA from Fusarium pseudograminearum CS3096, 1410 nucleotides. RefSeq lists its product as uncharacterized. NCBI's taxonomy places the organism in Eukaryota, Fungi, Ascomycota, Sordariomycetes, Hypocreales, Nectriaceae. The coding region runs from base 1 to 1410 and encodes 469 amino acids. The transcript is spliced from 3 exons. The record is from RefSeq and is a predicted model, not a curated record.